AUGGAUCCCCAGCAAUACUUCGGGUCCUCUCACCCCUCCGACCAACCAACCGCCCGCACCAUCUUCCCCAAAGGGCCCUUGUUCAACCUUGACGACUUCUCCAGCCGGGAUUUCAUAGCCAAAGACUUCAUUGAAUCCUUGACCGAGAGCGUACAGUCCGCCCAUCGCCGUUCCCAUGGAACCGCCAACGCACCUUUCGACCCUAAGCCCUUGAUCCGCGCCUUCGAGCAGGCCUCGCGACGACUUGAUGAACUGUCCGGCGAACUGGAGCAGCGCGAGAAUGAACUGUCCACCGCAGUGAGACGAGCCGAGGCGCAACAUGCGAGCAACACAGAGACAUUGGGCAGGAAGCUCAAUUCCACGAUCGAGAGCUUUCAGAAACUAGAUACGUCCUUGAAGAGCGACAGAGGAGAGAGAUGGGGUGGGAAUGUCGCAGUGGAAACUGGGCGGCGGAUCGAAGAGCUGGAUCGACAAAGAAGGAAAGCCUUGGACGCUCACUUUCUGAUUGAGUGCUGGGAUGAGGUCAGUAACCGAGGCGAGGUCACACUGUUGGAGAAUCUACGAAGAUCCGGUACCGGGGAAGGCAAGAUCAGGUCGGCCAAUAUUGCCCGCCAGCUCCUGAGGAUCAGUCAAAGACUCGAUCCCAAAAGUCAUGGCCAGGCCAAUGGGGUGGCGACGAACAAACAAGGUGGCAUUACAAACGGUGUGACGGGAAGCAAGAAUUUCAACACUAGAGAGGUCAUUGAGAAGUUCAUCGAGACACUAGAGAACGACAUGCUGAAGCUGUUCGACGACUUCUACCGGCGACAGAACUUCGAAGAAAUGAAGAACUGCGCGAUUGUGCUGCAGGACUUCAAUGGCGGCGCGUCUGUACAGGCAGCUUUUGUCAACCAACACCAGUUCUUCAUCGACCGCAGUAAUCUGAUGACCGAGGAGAUUGGUGGGGAUCAGGAGACCUGGAUUCGACUCUCUGACCCGGAUGCCGAGUUACCGGGCGUUGAACCCGGCUUACAGUCAUUGAUUGACGAAGUAAAAGUCGUGGUCCAAGAAGAAUCGGCCAUCAUAAAAAGGGCAUUUCCUUACCCAGAACAAGUGCUGGGGAAAUUCGUUCAGAGAGUGUUUCAACAAUCUAUACAGCAAAGGUUGGAAUUGGUGCUGGAGAAGGCAGAGUCAGAAUCCACACUCGCAUAUCUGAGGUCUCUACAAGCUGCAAGAAGCUACAUCAGCGUUCUCGUCGAAGACCUAAAGGCACAUGGAUUGACAGAACAUCCUGAACCGGUGACUUCCCAGACAAGUCAGCUGCUUGAUCAGCAACUCGAUGAACUAUUCACCCCCUACUUUGGCGGUUCAGCAUACAUCGACAAGGAAAAACACAAUCUUCAAGAACUUUACAAAUCCCUUCUUUUCAAGUUCGAGCUCUUCCACUCUCGACGCCAAAAAGAACCCAAGACUUACCUCGCAGCGAUCCGCAAUCGAGGUCAAGAGCUCCUCGCAUCGGCCAGAGAAGCCACUGACGCCUACGUUAAGAGCUUAGACUUGGAGAAGAUGUCGCCUACGCAAAAGAGGAUUCUGUUGAGCGUUGCCGGUCUUCAGAGCACGGGCGCCGACGACAAGUCACAGCCGGACGUGGACCUCGAUGAGCAGGAUGGGAGGUUGAACGUUGCAUUCGCGAAGAGGAUGCUCAAGUGGCUCGCCGAGGGAGUGAGACGUGGUCUCGAACUCGGCGGCGGUUCUGAAACGCCGAAGGACGUCGCUGCCCUCCUCAAUCUUGUUUUGAAAAACCUGUUGGAAUCUUACGUCGAAGUCUCCCUCGAAGCCUGUGCGGAUCUGGCCUCCUCAUUUGAGAAUACGCGCAGAGAACCCGACCUCUCUUAUCUGUCCAACCUCCGCACAGCAGUGCACAUCGCGCAUCUGGUGCAGUCAUGCAUCAACACCCUUCUCAUUCCCUUGGCUAGCUCAUCAUUAACCACGCGCCGGGAGAUGGAGAAAUCUGCCCGCGCCGCCACUGCACGCAUUGAGGACCAAAUCAAUAACAUUGAACAAGCCACCAUUGAUGGCGUGCUUAACUGGACGUCCCGACUGCUUUCCAACCAGAACCGCGCGGAUUUCCGCCCGCGGCAAGAAACGGAGGCGCCGAGCUUGGAACAACCUCAGACGCCGACUUGUGAGAGUGUGUGUAGAUUUUUGGGCUUGUUCCAUGAUACUGCUGCGCAGAGUUUUGACGGUGCAAAUUUCGGAGUGUUGCUGAUGGAAGUUGCUGUCGGAUUUCGUGGUCAACUUCUGCAGCACUUCACCAAGUACCAAGUCAACAGGAUUGGCGGCGUCAUGCUUGCGAGAGACAUGUCCCGCUAUGUCCAGCUUCUCAGGUCUUGGGAGUUGGGUGGGGGCGCUAGCGGCGAGAGCGGCGCCAACGUUGACGCCGACGCCGUCAGUGGUGGGGGAGCUUCUUUCAAGAACAGUCUCGAGGUGCUGAGUGAGCUUGCCAGCGUGUUUGUGCUGCAUCCGGACGCCUUGAAGGAGAGGCUGAGGGGCCCCGUCCUGGGAAAUCUGGGCAAGGAGAAUCUCAGACCGUAUCUGCUCAAGAGGGAUGACUAUCUAGAGGUGGGCAUGCAGAGUCUCCUGGCGUCUUUGUGA
Cladophialophora psammophila CBS 110553 is the source of this 2634-nucleotide messenger RNA. RefSeq lists its product as uncharacterized. Gene Ontology annotation, biological process: Golgi to plasma membrane transport; exocytosis. Gene Ontology annotation, cellular component: cytoplasm; exocyst. NCBI's taxonomy places the organism in Eukaryota, Fungi, Ascomycota, Eurotiomycetes, Chaetothyriales, Herpotrichiellaceae. The record is from RefSeq and is a predicted model, not a curated record. The transcript has a single exon. Bases 1 to 2634 code for a protein of 877 amino acids.